Messenger RNA from Gossypium arboreum, 2180 nucleotides. Its product is annotated as protein NUCLEAR FUSION DEFECTIVE 4-like. The transcript has 3 exons. Lineage: Eukaryota; Viridiplantae; Streptophyta; Magnoliopsida; Malvales; Malvaceae. Gene Ontology annotation, cellular component: membrane. The record is from RefSeq and is a predicted model, not a curated record. Bases 182 to 1864 code for a protein of 560 amino acids.
CUUUUACCUCAAAAUCCACCCAAGUAAUUUUCCCUCGGAUAUAAAAUGGACACUUCCCACAAGUUAGCCUAGGGAGCUCCCUCCCUAUUCCAAAAACCAAACCCUCCUAUCCAGGAAAGCCUUAAUUAAUUAGCUAUCUCCCAACAUUAAGUUUCUUCUUUCUUGUUGUAGCUUCGUUGCAAUGGUUGGGCAAUCAAGAAAAUGGAUGAUACUGAUUGCAACCACAUGGAUACAGGCUUUUACAGGGACCAACUUCGACUUCUCCUCCUACUCUUCCACAUUGAAAUCAGUUCUUGGGAUAUCCCAGCUUCAGUUGAAUUAUUUUUCUGUUGCUUCAGAUAUGGGGAAAGCUUUUGGUUGGUGUUGUGGUGUGUCUCUGAUGUGUUUGCCAUUGUGGGUUGUCCUCUUCAUGGCUGCUUUCUUGGGUGUUUUUGGUUAUGGAGUUCAAUGGCUUGUCAUUAAACAAGUCAUUACCGUGCCUUAUUUCCUGGUAUUUGUUCUGUGUUUGGUAGCUGGUUGCAGCAUCUGUUGGUUCAACACAGUAUGCUUUGUGUUAUGCAUCCGAAAUUUCCCAACCAACAGGGCACUUGCUUUGUCCCUCACCAUCAGUUUCAAUGGUGUAAGUGCUGCACUUUACACUCUGAUUGCCAAUGCAAUAAACCCCGAUGAUGAAACCCUCUAUCUCUUCUUAAACGCACUUGUACCUCUUCUUGCUUCCAGCUUAGCUCUCGUCCCCAUCCUCCGUCAACCACCUUUGCAACUUCUGUCCACGGACACUACUAGUCGGGAUUCCUUUAUUUUCUUUGUCCUUAAUGUUUUAGCUGUUUUCACCGGCCUAUAUCUUCUCCUUUUGAAUUCACUUUCAUCUAAGGCAUCGAGGGCACUCAUUCUCCUAGGGGGUGCCUUAAUCCUUUUGCUCCUACCUUUGUGUUUACCAGGCAUUGUAUGUGGCAGGAGCUGGGCUCGUCGUACUGUCCAUACCCCCGCCUUUUGUCUUGAAGGCCCCACCUUCAGCUCGUUUGAUCCUGAUGACUUUGAUCAGCUCCAUAAGGAAUUGAUUGGAAAUGACAGAAAUAAUAAUAGCUCGAGUGUCAAUCCGUUUUCUGAAACAAACAAAGAAGGGUUGUUCGGGAUGAUAAUGGAGAAAGGCAGGCUAACAGUGCUAGGUGAGGAACACCCGGCUAGAUUGCUAGUCCGCCGAUUGGAUUUCUGGCUAUAUUAUGUGGCCUAUUUCUGUGGAGGGACAAUAGGGCUGGUUUAUAGCAAUAAUCUAGGCCAGAUCGCCCAAUCACUCGGAUACUACUCCCAGAUUAGUGCCAUCGUGACUCUGUACUCCUCUUUCUCAUUCUUCGGUCGUUUGCUAUCAGCUGCCCCGGAUUUCAUGCUUUACAAGUUGUAUUUUGCACGAACAGGGUGGCUAGCAAUAGCAGUGGUGCCAACACCAAUAGCCUUCUUUUUACUUGCUGCAUCAGGCGGUGAGGCGGCAUUGCUGGCUAGCACAGCCAUGAUCGGAUUAAGCUCCGGGUUCAUAUUUGCAGCGGCCGUUUCCAUCACAUCAGAGCUAUUUGGUCCUAAUAGUGUGAGUGUCAACCACAACAUCCUCAUCACCAACAUCCCCAUCGGGUCGUUCCUUUACGGUCUCCUUGCAGCAUUAGUGUAUGAUUCUAAUGUGAAAAGUUCCAACCAGGAGAACUUGUUGGAGGAAGCAAUGGUGUGCAUGGGCAGGGACUGCUAUCAGCGGACAUUCAUCUGGUGGGGCUGCAUUUCCCUCUUAGGCCUAAUCUCCAGUUUGCUGCUGUUCUUAAGGACCCGACCUGCUUAUUAUGGCUACCAAAGGAACAGGAGUCGAACACAGGUUUCGUAGAUUAUAUAGCUAUGUUGCUCGGAUUUGAAGAUGAGAAUCAGAUUCGGGUAUGCUCAUUUUUAUUAAGUUUAUAUAUAUAUAUAUGUGUGUGUGUGUGUGUGUGUGUCAUACACAUGUUUGAGUGCCAUACACAAGUAUGAGCUAAGAUGUUUGGGAGAAAAUGAGAAGUCCUAGUUCCACACUCCCCUCGAUUUUCAUGUAAUAAGAUCUCUUAUUUGUAAUGCACUUAAAAGGAUAUUAGCAUUCUAAACAAACCAAAGAAAAUCAAAAGUGACAAAUAAUGUACUGAAUUAUAUAUAUAAUACAAUUUGAAAAA